UGCGGCAAUUUUGUUUCGUAUAAACCCAGGUUCCUCGCUAUCCCUAAUUAUUUAAACCAACCAUUAUGUCGGGCAAGGCCUUAAAUAUUGGUGAUCAGUUUCCCAACUUUUCUGCCGAAACGAGUGUGGGAAAAAUAGAUUUUUACGAUUGGAUGAGCGAUAGCUGGGCUAUUCUGUUCUCCCAUCCGGCGGAUUUUACGCCGGUCUGCACUACGGAAUUGGCCAGAGUGGCGGCCUUAGUUCCGGAAUUCCUCAAGCGAGGAGUCAAGCCAAUUGCUUUGUCCUGUGACACCGUAGAAUCGCACAAGAGUUGGAUCGAGGAUAUCAAGAGCUUUGGCAAGCUUAACAGCUUCGAUUAUCCCAUCAUCGCGGAUGAUAAGCGGGAACUGGCCCUGAAGUUCAACAUGCUGGACAAGGAUGAGCUCAAUGCUGAGGGUAUUCCUCUUACCUGUCGCGCAGUUUUCGUUGUGGAUGACAAAAAGAAGCUACGCUUAUCCAUCCUGUAUCCUGCUACCACAGGUCGCAAUUUCGAUGAAAUUCUUCGAGUCAUCGACUCACUUCAUUUGACCCAAACAAAGAGCGUGGCCACGCCUGCAGAUUGGCAAAAGGGCGGCAAGUGCAUGGUUUUGCCAACCGUUAAAAACGAAGAUGUUCCAAAGCUCUUUCCCAAUGGCAUCGAAACAAUUGAAGUUCCUUCCGGAAAGAGUUAUCUCCGGAUCACUCCUCAGCCCUAAGGAUACAAAUGGUUUUCUUUCAAGUAUGACUUUAUUACAAAAAUUAUAAUUAAUAACAAAAUAAUGCACAAUAAAGUAUACGCUUACAACCGUA
Messenger RNA from Drosophila rhopaloa, 828 nucleotides. It is a transcript of the gene Prx6a, whose product is annotated as peroxiredoxin-6. The coding region runs from base 66 to 734 and encodes 222 amino acids. Gene Ontology annotation, biological process: cellular oxidant detoxification; cell redox homeostasis. Gene Ontology annotation, cellular component: cytosol; mitochondrion. The transcript is spliced from 3 exons. The record is from RefSeq and is a predicted model, not a curated record. NCBI's taxonomy places the organism in Eukaryota, Metazoa, Arthropoda, Insecta, Diptera, Drosophilidae. Gene Ontology annotation, molecular function: peroxiredoxin activity.